GAGAGAGAGAGAGAAAUGAAGCAUUGUGAUGUGAGUUUGUGACAGGGUUGACAUUGAGAGAUAAUAAUUAACAACAGCAAAGUGAAGGAGGACACAUCACACACGAGCCAAACUACGUUCUAGUUGGAACUGUGGAACAGAGACGUUGGUUCUUAGGUAGAUUUCAUUUUACAGCCAAGCCGGCUCUUCUCUCUCUCUCUCAAAUUGUUUUACUUAGCAAAAGCAAUGUUUAGCAUAUUCCAGUUAUAAAUACAUGUUGCUACUUUCUCUUCCUUUAUUUACUCCUUGAAUCUUCCUUCAACUUUCAAAUUCCAGUUGUCAUUAUCUCUCUCUCAAAAUAACUCCCACCUUUUUAAUCCUACCUUCAUUUCCAAAUUCAAACCGUCUCAGAAUCUUUAUUUAUGUGUGUUUCUGUUUCUACAACACCCACUUCCUUAAAAGUCUCCAACUCUCUUACAACAAAAUCCUUAUUAUUAUCUACACCAAAAACUCCAACACCCACUUCUUCAAAUUCCUUAAAUUUUGGUUCUUUACAAAACUAAAUGGUGGUGAAGCUCAUAAGGUGGCCUUCAUGGCCACCAUUCCACUCGAAGAAAUUCGAAGUAAUAAUUGUUAUUCGACGGCUGGAAGGUUUAAGAUUAGCACAAUCUGAGGGUGAGAAUAUGUUGGGGUGUGAGAUUAAGUGGAAAGGUCAGAAGGGUAUAGCUUUGGGCUCACUUAGGCGCUCUGUGAAGAAAAAAUUAACAAAAAAUGUGUGUGUUGGAGAUGAUGGGGUGGUGGAAUGGAACGAGGGGUUUCAGAGUGUGUGUAGUUUCUCCUACUAUAAGGAGGCUGUCUUUAAUCCAUGGGAGGUCUCAUUUACAGUGUUCAAUGGUGUGAACGAAGAGUCCAGGAACAGGGUUCCUGUUGUUGGAACUGCAUCAUUAAACUUAGCAGAAUAUGCUUCUUCAGCUGAUGGAAAGGAGAUUCAAAUCAAUCUUUCUGUCAAAGUUCCUGUUGGAACUAGUGAAUGUAGUCCGUCACUCUCUUUAUCUCUCAGUUUAUUGGAAUUGAUAAGUGCUCAAGAACCGUCAGAUGCAGUGCAGAGAUCAAUAGUGUGCGUUCCACUGUCACCUUGUUAUGCAGAAGCCCACUCAAGUGAGAAAGACGAGUUCUCUGCCCUUAAAGCUGGACUGAGAAAAGUGAAACUCUUUACAGAUUAUGUUUCAGCAGGAAGAGCAAAGAAGGUUAGCCGUGAAGAAGAGGGCAGCGAUGGCAGGUGCUCUGAAAGAAGUGCAGAUGCUGAGUACAAUUAUCCCGUUGACACAGAUUCACAUGAUGAUGGUGAUGCUGAGGGGCAAUCAGAGGAGAUUAAGGAUGAUUGCAGCAUUAGGCAGCCAUUCAGUUAUGAAACUUUGGCCUCAGCAAACUGUGCUGGAGGAAUAGUAUCCUUCAAUAUGAUAAACAAUGGUCAAGAUGAAUGCUUGAUCUAUUACAGCAACCGUAAAUUGACUGUGGGAUGCUAUGAUAAUGAGAAUGCACAUGCAUUAACCUCUGAACAGACCCUGAGGUCAAGUUCAAAACGCAAUAUCCUUUCUUGGAGGAAGAGAAAACUGAGCUUCAGGUCUACUAAAGCCAAAGGGGAGCCUCUUCUGAAAAAGCAUUAUGGUGAAGAGGGUGGGGAUGAUAUUGAUCAUGAUCGUAGGCAGCUUAGCUCUUCUGAUGAUUCCAGUUUUGGGUGGCAAAAGACCGAAGACGGGUUCAGUACUGAUGGAUCAUCAAUAUCUGAAUUUGGUGAUGACAAAUUUGCUGUAGGUAGUUGGGAGAGUAAGGAAGUAACCAGCCGUGACAGACAAUUGAAGCUCCAAACUCAAGUCUUUUUUGCUUCAAUUGAUCAAAGGAGUGAACGGGCUGCUGGGGAGAGUGCAUGUACAGCUCUGGUUGCAGUCAUUGCUGAUUGGUUGCAUUCCAACCGAGAUGAGAUGCCGAUCAAGUCUGAAUUUGACAGCCUGAUUAGAGAUGGAUCAUUAGAAUGGAGAAAUCUUUGUGAGGAUGAGGUCAUCAUAGAGCAAUUCCCUGACAAACACUUUGAUCUCGAGACCAUUCUCCAAGCUAAAAUUCGUCCUCUUUCUGUAGUUCCAGAAAAGUCCUUUAUAGGAUUCUUCCAUCCAGAUGGACUGGAAGGGGGGGGUUUUGAUUUCCUUCAUGGUGCCAUGUCCAUUGACAGCAUAUGGGAUGAGAUUAGCCUUGCUGCAUCAAAUUGCCCUAGCAAUGGUGAUCCUUUGGUCUACAUUGUCUGUUGGAAUGACCACUUCUUUGUCCUAAAGGUCGAGCAGAAUGCUUAUUAUAUCAUCGACACCCUGGGGGAGAGGCUUUAUGAGGGGUGCAACCAGGCAUAUGUCCUGAACUUUGAUAAAGACACAAUAAUUGUUCGAUUACCUAAUGAGAGUCAAGAAUCAGAUGGAAAACCUGCCAGUGAUAAGGAGCAACCUAGCUGCAAGGAAACUUCCACCGAGGGGACUAUGGUACUCCAGUCUAAUGAUUCAGAAGACAGUGUGAGAGAAGACGAGAUUGUGUGCAGAGGGAAGGAAUCAUGCAAGGAGUACAUUAAGAGCUUCUUGGCUGCAAUUCCCAUAAGGGAAUUAGAGGCUGAUAUCAAGAAGGGGUUGAUCAAAUCGGCACCUCUUCAUCACAGGCUACAAGUUGAGUUCCACUAUACCCGGUUCUUGCAGCCGACGGUUGAAUCUCCAGUGGUAGAAACAAGAGGUGAUGUACAGGGAAUUGGACUGGCACUUGCAUAGGUGACUAUUGUAGAGCUCUAUAAAUGGCAGACAUUGUUACUCACUCCAUACUAACCACGUAUUUCACUUGUUAUUUUGUGGUUGUUGAGGUUAAUGGGUCAGGUAUUAAAAGUGCAUCUCUUUUUAAUUUUUGCGUUGGUAGUACCUUCACCUCUAAUUCUAAAGGGAGGAAAUGAAAACAAAUAGGGAUGAUAUAUAUGUAAAUGUGUGUUUAUUCACAAUGCUAAUUUCUCUUUUAUUUGAUUGUA
Molecule: messenger RNA, 3028 nt
Organism: Quercus lobata
Lineage: Eukaryota; Viridiplantae; Streptophyta; Magnoliopsida; Fagales; Fagaceae
Exons: 4
Coding region: 543-2780 (745 amino acids)
Source: RefSeq, a predicted model, not a curated record